CCGUGCAAGGAGAAAAAAAGGAAAACUCAAGUGACUCUGAAUGAUAAUAAUAAGGCUGCGUUGUUUAUCCAAAGAAGGGGGUUGGACUUCUGCUGAAUUCGCCAAACUCUUCUAAAUUUCCAUUUUCUUCCCCUCUUACAAAACUUCACCACUUUGUGUUCACACGACUGCCUCAGUCUCACUUCACCGCACCGCCGACCAAGGUCAGCGUCAGUGACCGCCCACUGGAACUGGCAACGCGGCACCGAAUCUCUGCGGACCCCGGCGGCAGCUUUUUUUUGUUGGGAGUUUUACUCACUGGCUGAAUAAACGAGGGACUAACAUACUUUCCCUGUACGGAUGGAGGAAGCCUCAGCAACGAAGGAGUAGCUAAAUAAACCAAACAAACGUUGGCCUAAAGUCAAGUUUGUGAGCGUUAAACGAAGUGACACCAUGUUGGGAAACCCAGGAUCUUAUGCUAACAAGAAGAGGAAGAAGCCUGUUCUCAAACAUAAGAAGGUCUCUGACGGCAAUGAAGUCGUUAAGUCAAACCCUUCAAAGCGCCACCGGGAUCGGCUGAAUGGGGAACUGGACCGGCUGACGGACCUUCUGCCCUUUGAAGGGGAAGUUCGCACUCGUUUGGACAAGCUGUCGGUCCUUCGCCUCAGCGUGGGUUACCUGAGAGUCAAGAGCUACUUUAAAGCAACCAUGACAAAAAGCAGCAGCAGCAGUCUGAUGUUCUCUGGAGUGAACGGGCAGAAUGGGAACAACAUGGACACCGCAGGCUUCUCUGAAGGGGACCUACUGCUCCAGGCGUUGAACGGGUUUGCGAUGGUGGUCACGUCAGAAGGAUCGGUGUUUUAUGUCUCUUCCACAAUCAAGGACUACCUGGGUUUUCAUCAGUCGGAUGUGGUUCAUCAGAGUGUGUUUGAGCUCAUCCACACUGAUGACCGGGCCUUGUUCAGACAGCAGCUUCACUUUGCUCUAAACCCCCCAUCUGCUGGCACGGAUGUAGAUGUGUUGAAGAGUUGUGGUAGUGCAGUGAUGUACAGUCCUGAGCAGCUUCCCCCAGAGAACUCGUCCUUCCUGGAGAGGAGCUUUGUGUGUCGCUUCCGCUGCCUCCUGGACAACUCCUCUGGCUUUCUGGCUCUGAAGUUCCAGGGGCGACUGAAGUACCUCCAUGGCCAGAGGGUUUUGAACGGGGACUGUAACAAAUCUCAGCUGGCACUCUUCGCCAUUGCUAUGCCCGUCCAGGCUCCAACCAUUGUGGAGAUCAGAGCUAAAAUGCUCCUCUAUCAAACCAAGCACCAACUGGACUUCACACCCAUGGCCGUUGAUAGCAGGGGAAAGAUUAUCCUGGGCUAUUCAGAGACUGAACUGUGUACGAAAGGCUCCGGCUACCAAUUCAUCCACGCAGCUGACAUGAUGUACUGUGCUGACAGCCACAUCCGCAUGAUUAAAACAGGAGAGAGCGGUCUGAUUGUUUUCAGGCUCCUGAGUAAGUCGCGUGGCUGGGUGUGGGUGAAGUCCAACGCCAAGCUGAUCUACAAAGGAGGAAGACCUGAAUUCAUCAUCGCAUAUCAGAGAGCUUUAUCCAACGCUGAGGGCGAGGAAUAUCUGCGUCAGAGGAGGGUGCAGCUUCCCUUCAGCUUCACCGCAGGAGAGGGCAUCCUUUACAACAACGACGCCACGGUGGACCUUCAACAGUUUCAGUUCAACAAAAAAUUCAGCGACGUUAACAAAAUGAAGGAGGAUGUGACCCCGGGCUCUUUGCUGGACUGCUUCCUGAGUCAGGAUGAAACGGCCUACAUGCCGCGGACAGUGGACACCCCUCUACCUGUGGACCAGGUGUUCAUGGACAGCCAGGCGCUGGUUAGCAUCGCCAGUGACUCGUGGCAGGAUGACGGCACUACAGCCACAACCAGUGACCCUGUUGUAGUGAAAGAGGAAGCCAAGCAGUCAGUGAUGGCUGUGAUCGACAACCUGGAAGAAAUGGCUCAAAACGGUGACUUUUGCGCAGCGUUGCAGAACCUGGAGGUCGGUGACGCAGAGCUGAUGGAGUGGAAUAAUGCCCUCAAGAGAUUAAGUCAGGACCAGGAUCAGCAGAGCAAUGUCAGGUCUGAGCUGGACAGCAUCCUCACUAAUGACAUAUUUGAUUACAUCGAUACGGUUUUGUUCAAGGAGAAGGGAGAAGAUAUUCUAAAAGGCAGCCCUCCCAGCUGCCUCACAGCAGUCAACAACAAUCAGCAGGACCCCAUCACUCAGGCUGCCCGGCUCUCAGCCACUGGACUCGGUGAUCCACAGCUGUUUCAGACACCGAGCCCCGAUCGUACUUACUCUCCAAUGAAUGGUCUCUAUGCUCACCAGCAGGAUGCGAUGACUGGCCCAGCGAUUACAGGGUGUAGCUUAGUAGAGUCCACGCAGAUAUUCAGAAGCACCCAGAAACUCUCCCACCACGGUCCCCUGAUUACUCCAGUUGACACCAACCUGCCCCCUCUUCAACAGCUGCAGCUCCAGGACAUUUUCAGCCCGUCUAUAGAGCUUCCAGAGCUCACCGUCCCCGACGCCUCGGGCCCUUUUCAAUCCUGUGGGCAGGCAUCUAUCAGCCACAUGGGCCGCCCUCAGGGGACUUCAGCACAGACGCAGUCCAACCAACUUCUGCAGUGUCUUCAAAACAAUGUGCAAGCUCCUGCAGUAGCAGCAAAUGGACAGUUGCUGCAGAGCUCCGUUCCACAACCAAACAACGUAGCGCCCGGCAUAGUAGACCUUUUGCCAGCCCUGAUUCCGUGCAGUGACUUUAAUUCCGCUAGCACACCUAAUAUUCCCAUUCCCUUUGCCACACCAUGUCUGCAAGGAAGCCCCUCUUUUGAAACGCACAACCACCAGGUUCAACAGUGGCCGCAGAGCCACAGCCAGAAGCUGCCCCACGCUGGCAUCGUGCAGGACGGACACAAGCUGAUGCCAGCGUGCCACAGCCUAACGCCAGAAAGCCAAACGUUCCCACAUGCUGCUGGCUUUUGGCCAAGGGAUGUCACCGGACUGAACCCCACUCAGCAGCAUGGAGAGCUGACAUGUGGCCAGGCAGCCACUCACAGCAGCUGCAUGUUCAACCAGCACUUUUCAUCCGGGCCAGCAGGAGGCGACGUCCUGGCUCUGUCCGGGCCUCCAGGCCCCCUGAGGGGGGCUGACGCGUCUAUGGAUCAGAGUCCUCCUCAAGGUUCCUGCUACUUCCAGUGGAGCCACAGUGAGUCCAUGGUGGGCACAUCAGCCAUCAACCAGGAGAACGUCAACGUCAGCCCUCUGACCGCUCCACCCAACAUUCAGCACUACCUGGAAUACCAAAGACACACACAGCAGGGGGAAAGAGUCUCCGCUGAAAGCAAUGGGAUUUUUGACGCUCCUGCUCUUGAUGUUGCCGCUGUGUACCUGACAAAGUAGAGCCAAGCCAUGUUGUUAUUUCUGUCGCGACACAUCCAGGAGGACAAAACUCAGUAUAGUUUGCCUGUAUCAGUGCUUAUCCACAGACUCUCAUGCCUACCCUCGUCGUCAUAUGUUUUAUAUCACUCUGUAUCAGUUAUACUUUGUCCAGUCUGUAAUGUUUUAGAUGCUGUUGCUUGUCAGUUUUUAGUGAAGAUACACUAUAGUAAUAAUGAAGUAUGAAGCCACAAGUGCAUUUACCAGGAUGGAGCUUAAGCCAGCUAGGAGGAUUGGUCAAGUAAAUCCAAAUAGCCAAAGAAAUAGGUUUUUAUAAGGGAAAGCAGGUUUUAGUCACGUCCUUGUUUUCAGCCAGGGACAUAAAUGUAUUUAUCUCCCAAGUAUAAAUACCUGAAAAUGGAAAAAAAAAAAAAAAUGCAGUAUAUAUAAUCAUUCUAAAAUUUGAUGCUUACAAAGUGGAGACUUUUUCUAAGAGAAGUCAUCAUCUUUAUAAAAAUCUGUGUAAAGACUCACUGAAAGUGAUAGCUACCUGAAAGCACAGCUGUACCUUAUAAAUCUGUAUAUUUUAAAUGGAUCCCUUAAAUGUGGUUGAUGUAAAGUGUAUAAAUACAUGUUGUAAUUGUAUUUGUUUCACCAAAAUGUUUGCUUUGGCUCACAAAAAUCUCAUAUGUACAGAAUGCCUCAGCAUGUAAUCCACGUGUGCAGUGUAAAUGCAUUUUUAUGGAGAAUACUUUCCGGUUGGAGAUGCAGAGAUAGCUCAAAUCCCAAUAGUAAACAUGUCAGAAAUAUAGGAAAAGAAAUCAGGAAAAAUGUUUUGCAAACUUCUGUCAGGGAUGCAAACAUUUUGGUUUGUCGCAUUAUUUCCAUUUCACUGACAUUUUUUAAAAAGAGAAGCAUAGCUGCAGUUGAGUUAAUGUGAAUGCACUGCUGCUAAUUAAGACCUGUACUUGUGGGUUGUUUUUUUUAGUUUUUUUUAGAUGCACCUUACUCAUGUCUAAAAAGCAAUGGAACUAAAAGUAAACUGCAAGUGUGUCACUGAGCUUUAAGAAAUCAGUCCAUCAGAAAUCACUUCAAGCUUGUCAAACAUACUACGCCACAUUCCCCCAAACUGUAAUCAUGCACUCACUUGUCUAAACAAAAUGCUCAGUGAUUGCAAGAAAGAAAGUCAAAUAACUAGCAUGAGUUACAAAAAAAAAAAAAAAAAAAAAAGGUUACAGUAGAAGACUAAAUGGUCUCUCAAUUUUCUAUUUUAAACCAAAAAUGGAUGUACUUUUAGGGAAAGCUUAUUCUUUCUCAAAAAUGCUCAACCACGCUGACAAAAGCUGUGUCCCAUUUCAUGGGCCAACUCCUCAGAAUGAUGCACUUUUGACACAGGUGAUCCUCCCUACCUACAACUCUGUCCUCACCCAUAUAGACUUCUGUUCAAUUCUCCUAUAUUUUGUUAUACAGAGUAGAAACAGCCUAAAAUAUAUAUUGCCUUAACCAAACAUUAAUUUAUAUGAUCGCAUACAGCAUGGUCAUAUACAUUUUUGUGUGCCUUCAUGCUGAAUCGGCAGCUUAAAAGUAUCUUCAUAUAAAUAUAUCCGUGCCUUCUUGUAUAAAGCAUCUUAAAAUAAUAUUUUAUGCUAUGGCGCUUGUUUUUUUUAAGGCAAUCCUUAAGAGCUGCACUAAUUUGAGUGAAGCCAUGUUCAUAGGAGAUACAGUACCGUUACUGUAAAUUGAAAUUUGUAUCCUUAAGUGCAUUUAAAGGCUCUGAGGACUUUCUUAAAGUCCAUUUUCCAGUACACAAACGUCCUUAACAAUAGAAACAAGGGAACAUGCUUAACUUGACCUAUCUCAAUAGAGAUGGUAAGAUGUCUUUCAUUGACAAGCAGAGUAUUCAGUACCAAGAAUGUGGAGAUUUAAACUGGUCUAAAAAUGCAUUCAGAUCAUAUUUACUUGGCUUUGUCUGUUUCCUGUUUGUGCUCUUCAUGUUGGCUUUGUUAUAUUCACACUACAAAAAAAAACAACAGCAUUAUUGAUUUGGAUUAACCUGAGCGUAAACAGCUUUCUACAUGGCAGCUUCACCAUAUUCCUGCUGCACUGUGGGAAAUCACUCAGUAUUUUACCUCUCUCUAUGGAUCUAUCGUGUAUGUUUUUUGGAAAUAGCUUUUUAGUACAAGGCCUAAAGUUAGGGCACAGAUUAAUACGGCUUCCUUUCCUGUGUCCUUUUUUGCUCAUUGUUCAUUGUGUUAAAAAAAAAAAAAAAAAAGCUGUCAUGGACUCUUCCGGCUGUAGAGGAUCUCAGCGUGAAGCAGACUGUGGAGGCUAUAAGGACGGCCUGUAAAUGGCCUUUGAUAUUGAACUUUGAUACAGACACGUCAUGACUGUAGCCACUAUGAAAAAAAAACCUGGAGCCAAAUGUUUCUUCACAGCGGUGUUGAUGUUUUUAUGCUAACAUGUGCCUUGCAAUAUUUCUGUUAUUCGUAUAAAAAAAA
Molecule: messenger RNA, 5891 nt
Organism: Sander lucioperca (pikeperch)
Lineage: Eukaryota; Metazoa; Chordata; Actinopteri; Perciformes; Percidae
Product: aryl hydrocarbon receptor-like
Exons: 11
Coding region: 433-3417 (994 amino acids)
Biological process (GO): regulation of transcription by RNA polymerase II
Cellular component (GO): nucleus; aryl hydrocarbon receptor complex
Molecular function (GO): transcription cis-regulatory region binding; protein dimerization activity; nuclear receptor activity
Source: RefSeq, a predicted model, not a curated record